AUGUUGAUGAUCGAUAGUGGAAAAGCAUUUCUUGAUGGGAUGCGGUUGGAGUCGUUGGCAACGACACUCGAUGCACGGGCCACUCCACUCUGGGCCGGAUUUCAGGCGAUCACGUGGACUCGUGAGAACUUGACAGGGGCGUCGCGUCUUGCAGCUGGGUUGGCUUCCAAAGUUCGACUCCCAAAACUCAUAUUCUCUCCGAAAAAGCUUUUGGUAUUGUCAAUAAUCCGCCCCAUGUCAAGUCUUCGACCCUUCAAUUUCAAUUCUGAGCAUCUCCCGAAUGGCCCGCCUUCUGAAGAGAAGCCUUUGACCAAUCCCAUGGAAAUGCUCCUUGCGCGUUACCCUACGGGCAGCAACCUCCAAAACCCAAACUUUAUGCUCAUCCACGCACGCCCAAAUGCUUUCGAUGAAUAUCAAGAUCCUCUUUACGCUGCUCUUGCCGCUGGAUCCACGAUACCCCUGGAAAAGUCCAAUGAUCCAUUGAGGAAGAAAUUUUGGAUGAAGACUUAUUCGGAGAACGAGGGUAUACUGGAAAAACUAGAAGCAGAGGGCAUACUGCAACGGACUGGGGAGGAAGAGAAGCAGGGCUACAUCACCUUGAUUGCCGUCGAAACAAUCCUUACCAGAGGCCAAUGGGCCGAGAUAAUUAACAUCCUUAAGCACUUGCUAUUCGCUGUAAAUCCUGGCCUCUCCAUCUUCUAUGACCGACAUCAUCCUCUGCAUAUCCAAGGCAAGAGCUUCCAAGCCAGCCGUCCCUCGCCUUCCGUCACAAGUUUCGAAAGUGCUGAACUGUUCAAGAUGAGUAUCUAUGACCCUGCCCGGAUAAUUUAUGGAGAUAGCUUGUGUGUUCCCGUUUGUCCUCCUUCGACCGGUUUCCAAAGUUCAAUGAUCACAGGUCACCAAUGCCACCUUUGCAAUGCCUCUCCUAUCGUUUUCGAUUAUCGGUGUUCAGUCGAUAGAAACCUCAACUUUACCACGGGCGAGAGAAGUUUCGAGCGUUUUCCAAAAUUUCCUCCGGAAAUUCGAUGUCUGGUUUGGAGGCACUUGGUGCCCGUACGAACUGUAGCCCUCAUCACACCGAUCAACUACGCCAUCAUGCCUCGCCGUCUCUUCGAGAGUCCAGCACCUAUUACACGUGGCAUCAACAAAGAAAGUAGAAUAGAGACAUUCCGCUAUUUCCGUAUAUUCAGAAGAGAGGGUGGGUAUUUUAGGGUUCCGCCGAUGUGGGUAAGUAAGGAAGAUCGGCCUUACAUACAUUACGACGCCUUAAACCAGCAUGGUUUGGUGCGGGUAGUGUUCAUAACCAUGAACGAUGGCGCACAAAACUGGAUUAAAGAAGUUGAAGAUUUUCGAAUUAUAGACAUCAACUCGAGAGAGCUUAAGGACAGCCUGGACAUGUCACCGAAUUAUAGGAGGGAGUGUUUUCGGGGGUUGCCCAACUUGAAAAGGCUUACCAUGUCCCUCCACGAUCAUGAUCCGAUUCAUCCGUCAGAUAUCGAUUGGCUACAGGAGCAACUGACUCUUUCUCUUAUAUCUUUGCGCAGGCGCCCAGUUCCAGAGAUUAUUUGGGAGGUGACCAGGAGAUACAAUAUGUGGUUGUCAAGAGACCCUGGAGAAGGGCCUCAUGCAGGCAGUAGUUGGACAGUUAAUCUCGGCAUUACAGCUUCAACAUGGGUGCUAGGUCUGGACUUCUGGCUCCUGUACAGUGCUAGGAGAGAUUCAUUAAAGAUGUUUUUCAAGAGAUUGAAAAUCCUUGGUCAGGUAUCGAUGUAUUCAUACAAAGGCAAUCGACCCGGCCACAGCGUUUAA
Messenger RNA from Glarea lozoyensis ATCC 20868, 1809 nucleotides. RefSeq lists its product as uncharacterized. NCBI's taxonomy places the organism in Eukaryota, Fungi, Ascomycota, Leotiomycetes, Helotiales, Helotiaceae. Bases 1 to 1809 code for a protein of 602 amino acids. The transcript is spliced from 5 exons. The record is from RefSeq and is a predicted model, not a curated record.